Fonsecaea nubica is the source of this 1113-nucleotide messenger RNA. RefSeq lists its product as hypothetical. The coding region runs from base 1 to 1113 and encodes 370 amino acids. Gene Ontology annotation, molecular function: cyclin-dependent protein serine/threonine kinase regulator activity; protein kinase binding. Gene Ontology annotation, biological process: regulation of cyclin-dependent protein serine/threonine kinase activity. The transcript has a single exon. The record is from RefSeq and is a predicted model, not a curated record. NCBI's taxonomy places the organism in Eukaryota, Fungi, Ascomycota, Eurotiomycetes, Chaetothyriales, Herpotrichiellaceae. Gene Ontology annotation, cellular component: cyclin-dependent protein kinase holoenzyme complex; nucleus.
AUGCUAGCAACAUCCCCAUCCCCUAAUCUCCCACCGACGACCGCCCGCGACUCGGGUGUUAGUGUCUACUCCUCCUCGAGUCGAUCACAGCAUGAUCACUCGAUGAUCAAGCCUGCCCACCCUCGAACUGCCACCGUCGAACAGGCCAAUACCACCCGAAAACGCCCUCCCUCCUACGAUCUGGACUUUCCCAAGCCCCGCAGGAUACCCAGCACGCGGUCUCUCGAUCGCUACAAAUACUCUCCUCGGCCUCAGCCCCGCGUGAAGAUGGUCGAUGCCGCUACACAAUACUCACCUCCAAACGAACAGAAAGCUGAAAAGACCCCAACCAGUACCAUUGCAGGCCUGCAACUAUCCGAAGGCGAGGACCAACCACCCAAGACAGCUCCCCUCCCCUCGGCCGCGAAGAGACGUGAUGGCACUGCUGUGAAUCUCCCCAAGUCGGAGAGCGGGACAAAUUCAGGCCAGACCAAGAGGGUGGCCGCUGAACCCCCUCCUGAACCUGAAAUCCACGCAAACGGACCCGAGUCAGAAGAGACGCAGAGCGCACAACAAUCUCCAGUGAAAAAGGCACGUCCGGAUGCCCCACCUGUGCGAAUCAUGCCACUGCGAUAUGAGACUUGUAACACGCGGGAUUUGGUGGUGUUGAUAUCUUCAAUGCUCAUGGAGCUCAUUCGCUACAACGACGCAAUUCCGCUACGAGAAGGCCAGCUCACCCGGUUUCAUUCACGAGCCCCUCCGGGCAUCUCGGUUCUGGACUAUCUCCAACGAUUGACCACUCACGCUACUUUAUCUCCUCCUAUAUUGCUGAGCGUCGUCUACUAUAUCGACCGCCUAUGUGCGCUUUAUCCGGCUUUCACCAUCAGUUCCCUCACCGUACAUCGAUUCCUCAUCACAAGCGCCACAGUCGCGAGCAAAGGCCUGAGCGACUCUUUCUGGACCAACAAGACUUAUGCCCGGGUGGGAGGUGUGAGUAUGAAGGAACUUGCGCUGCUCGAACUCGAGUUUCUCACCAGAAUGGAGUGGCGCAUCGUACCGAAACCAGAGGUCUUGGUGGAUUACUAUAAGUCGCUGAUUGCGAGAAAUUCUCAGUAUCAGCUCGAAGAUACAUAG